Molecule: messenger RNA, 1938 nt
Organism: Porites lobata
Lineage: Eukaryota; Metazoa; Cnidaria; Anthozoa; Scleractinia; Poritidae
Source: the annotation of a GenBank genome assembly
AUGGCACAGAUGUAUGUGUACAGCUACGAGCAGCUGGUAGCAAUUGUAAACCGACACAACGCUACGAUAGGCCAACAAGCUGCAGUGAUUAAUAACCUGCGAUCAGAGCGACAGUGGCUGGAAGAGGAUAAUCAGAUUCAGAGAGAGGAGUUGGAAAAAUCUCAAAAGAACCUCAAGGAUCUCGAAACAUCGAGAAAGUUAAAAGAAAAUAAAUUGAGAAAAGAGUUACAGCGGCUAAAGGAAUCACAUGGAGACAUCAAGUGGAGGCACAAGAACGCCGUUAGGGAAUUAAACCAUGAGAAAGGAAAAAACCUCAAGAUGAAGGCUCACUGUACUUCACUGUUGGAGAAGCUUGAUGAGAACACCCAGGAGCUUCAGCAGAAACAAAAAGAACUUGACCGAGCAAAGCAGGAACUCGAUUUGGGCUACAUUCUGGGCGAGUGUGUGUAUCAGCACCUUAGAUAUUAUUACUGGGGGUAUUUUGAACUGCUAAAGUACUUCCAGUGGUCUGGGCCAUCGUCUGGAGGAGCGACCAUCACAGAGCUCGACAGUAAUGAAAUAACAUCAAUAGAAGAAAACACGGUUGCACUGCUGCCUCACAGUUAUAGCCUAACACCGGGAGUCAUGGUGUCAUCAAAACCAUGUUCGAAAACAGUCACAGUACCUGUAUUAGACGCCGACAAAAUACCUGCACCUGUGAACAUGGUGAAGGAAACGGAGACAGAUUCCCGAACAACUCUGGCAGCCCAGAAUGUCAUCCAGUCAGACAGAAGUAACAGCAUCUGUCCCCAAACAGCUUACAUCCCGAGCAAUGCUCUCUUCCGAGACCUAAACCCAAUCGAGUUCCUGCUCUUCAAUAAUAACAUCACCAGUUGGUCUAUCUGUCAAGUUCCUGGCGUUCCUCAACUAUCAGCUCUCCGCAGUGAAGUGCCUACAAGACCGAGCAACCACCUGCAGCUUGCCAUUUCUGCACCUGAGUGUCUUAAUACAGCAAACAAACUACCUGGAGCUGUUAAAGGAGUUGGCCGAGCACCUCGGAUACCAACGAUUGAACGUUUAAUCCCUACCAUGGUAACCAAAUCAGCCGGAGUUAACAUCACCUCUUGCGACGCUGACACGUUUGAAUCUUCGUCAAAGGAAAGUAAAGAGGAACACGAAAUUGGAAGUGACGAACCAAAAGAUGGACAUUGCCAGUCGACCACUGUUUCUUCCGAGCAUUGGUUCUCCCUCGCGAACAACAGCCGUGAACUUGUAGACUUUGAUGGUGAAAAGGAAGUUUCAACUCGUAAACGAGCUGGAGUGAAAAAAACACAGUCUUUGGUGAGUUGGCUAAAAAAUUCACAGAUACUACACAAAAUUCAAGUGGCCUAAAAGGGUUUUAGUAGAUCAAGCUUUAUGAAGAUCGUGGAAAUGUCGAGAACUGUGUAUGCACUAAUAAGUAAGUGCGUGAUUGACGCUGGGGUUAGGGUGACGUUUAAAAUGAUUUUGUUAACUUUUCCAAGAGCAUCGCAAAACAACAUGGUCGGUAUUUACCAUAAGCAACUGUUUUUAAACCCAAAUUCUAACUUGCUCGUGUAAAUGGGGUUUCGUUCUCGGUAGAGGCGACAUUUUGUGCGCAUGCUCUCUUAUGCUUAUCUUACUAAUUUCCAUGUCAUCGCCGCUCUGCAGCUUUAAAAAAGAGUUCAAGACUAAAAACGGCAGGUUGUUGGAAAUUAAAACGCUGUCAGUUUCUCGGACUAAAAAAGCUUAAAAAGUAUCUUAUCAGUGCGGGUAAGUCUUCGUCGUUCUUGAAGACAGCGGUUUAAUUAACUGGCUAUUUUAGUACUAAUCAAUCUCCUCUGGUUUUUAUACUGUUUAUCUUUGCAGAAGGAAAGAGUGAACAGAUUUAUCUCCUGGCUACGACACCAUUCUUGCCGCAGACCGAAAACAGAAGAUUGA